AUGAUUCCAAUUAGCACUGGCAAUACACUGACAGAAACAACAGAAACUAUUUCUCCACAAGAAUCAAAUGAUAGAGUUUCCAGCAAAAACUGGGUGGAAAUGACGGAAAACGAAAAGUUCGUGACAUGGCUAUACUCAGGAAUGAAAGGGAAACAUGAUGAUCAAACCUACCAAAGCACCAACCAGCGACUCAGAACUGGAUAG
Messenger RNA from Acaulospora morrowiae, 204 nucleotides. NCBI's taxonomy places the organism in Eukaryota, Fungi, Glomeromycota, Glomeromycetes, Diversisporales, Acaulosporaceae. The record is from the annotation of a GenBank genome assembly.